AUGAGGCAGGUCAACAAGCGGUGGCUUGAGACCAGCCCUGCCGACACCUUGAGACUAACACUGCGCUCGCGCCCGCAUGAAGAUGCAGUAGUGCCAGUAGUGCCAGUAGUGCCAGUAGUGCCAGUUCUGGAGGAAGCAGGUGCAGCUACGCCCCCCUUGCCCACCAGCCAGGAUGAAGAGGUCAGAGAAGCACGCGUGAGAGUACACAAGACAACCUCGCGCUCAAAGAUCCUCGCGUUGUUGCUGCUAGUUCUGGGUCUCUGCGCGGCUGUAAAAGGUGUAAGUGUUGCCACUGCCUGGAGAAUGGAGCUGUCAGAUGCGAGGGCUCAUCAGCUCUCCUUGGAACAGAAGCUGAAGGCGAUGAGCGGGGAGCUCUUGCUCCUCCGCACCACGGUGGCCGAAGUGGUGUCCGCAACGGAGGCUUUGCAGGCGGAGCUGGCAGAUGCCAGGACGGGCCAGGCAGCCUUGCACCGAGAUCUGAAGGGCAUGAGCGGGGAGCUUGCUGCUCUUGGCAGCAAGGUGGCCAAGGUGAACACUGGGAGUGAGCCGGGCCAGGCGACUACACGGACUCACUGA
Symbiodinium natans is the source of this 576-nucleotide messenger RNA. Lineage: Eukaryota; Dinophyceae; Suessiales; Symbiodiniaceae. The record is from the annotation of a GenBank genome assembly.